CCCACAAUUCCAACCAUGAGAGCUGCCAAAAUUUGUGACUAUGUCAGAAGACUUGCUGUCUCUUGUCAGUAUUUCAUUGUUUUAUCUGAAUCCAAUUGCUCAAAUAUGGGCAGCAGAGAAUAUUAAUAUUAUUAAAACAACAAAAAGUUAGAGAAGAAAAAAAAUAUCAAAAUCUAGUCUCUGCCAUGGAACUCAAAAUCUCACCUCCCAAGAAUAUUGCAAGCAAAAAAGACUGCUAUAGUGUGUCAAAUGGAGGAGAGAAAUGUUCAAGUUCAAUUGAACUUGGGCUGAAUCUUGGGCUUAGCUACUCAAAGUUUAGUACUAAUGGAUAUGGAUUUACAUUUCUACAGAGGCAAGAAUUAGAGCAACAAUUUUGCAUCUACAAGUACAUAGAAGCUGGGCUACCUGUUCCUUCUCAUCUCAUUAUUCCUAUAUGCAAGUCUAUAACUUGCUCCUUAAAAGGUCUUCAUGAUGGUGUUUAUCAACAUUGUCCCAAUUUGAUGGGGUAUGGCCACUUGUGUUGGGAACAUAGCAUGGAACCAGAACCAAGGAGGUGUAGGAGGACUGAUGGCAAGAAAUGGAGAUGCAGCAAAAGUGUUAUUCAGAACCAGAAAUACUGUGAGAAGCACAUGCAUAGAGGCCGCCAGCGUUCAAGAAAGUAUGUGGAACCAGCUUCAUCCAAUUUGCAAUUGUCUAGUUCUAAAAUUAAAAGCAACAAAGCCAUGAGAGUAGCAUCACAAGCUCAUCAAAAUUCAGAACCAGACACGCUACCUUCUCCAUUGCACUACCAAUAAAUUAACUAGGGAUUUGGGGUUGGGUUUCGCCUUGCAUCCAAGUGAUCUCUCUUCUUCUUUUAUGGUAUUUCUAGUUAGUGCGAUUUAAUUGAGGGUUCAGUUGAUUUGAAAUGUGAUGUAAUAAGACAAUGAUUCUAGUCUUUUUUUUAAAUCACGGUGGUGUUCGGAUCAACUUGUGAGCAUUUCGAUUAUUUUACCAGGCUUGCUAUUUCCCACAA
This is a messenger RNA of Lycium ferocissimum, 1012 nucleotides long. RefSeq names its product growth-regulating factor 12-like. Gene Ontology annotation, molecular function: ATP binding. Gene Ontology annotation, cellular component: nucleus. The record is from RefSeq and is a predicted model, not a curated record. The transcript is spliced from 3 exons. Gene Ontology annotation, biological process: regulation of DNA-templated transcription; DNA-templated transcription; developmental process. The coding region runs from base 186 to 794 and encodes 202 amino acids. Lineage: Eukaryota; Viridiplantae; Streptophyta; Magnoliopsida; Solanales; Solanaceae.